AUGAAGGAAGAAAAGAGCGCGAUCGAAUUGCCAAGCAACAACGAUGAAUUCUACGGGAUAGGGUUAAAGGUGGACGUGGAGAAGAUUGGUGAAUUAGAAAAUUUUAUCGUAAGAGGAUUCGUGGAAGGAUGCGAAAGCAAGGAUUCGGAAAGCUUAGAGUCAGGAGAUGUAAUCAAGAAGAUCGACGGGCAUUGCGUUGGGGACAAGACUCUUGCGCAGGUCCUCUGCAUGGUUCUGGGACCUUGCGGCACCACCGUGACCCUCACGGUUGAAAAGAAAAGCUACCAGCACACUUUGGUUCCUGCUCAGUUCAGUUUCCUCCCAUUCCACGAACAAACAAUGACGUGUCGAGACGUCAUCUUCAAGCAUGGGUUGGCAUUCUGGACUGACCGUUCCAAACGCGACAAGUGUGAUGGAAUCAAAGUAUUCGGUGGAGGACAACUGCCCGAGGGUUUCGAGCACCUGGAAGUGCUUCGGACAUCCGUUCCUUACAACACUGUAACAUUUUGCACUCGGAAUGUGAUCUUGACACGUAAAUACAAAAUGCCUCCGAGCUCCCUCAAGUUGAUUUUCGUGAGAGGCAGAGAAAACUUCGAGCACGCAGCCUAA
Molecule: messenger RNA, 609 nt
Organism: Guillardia theta CCMP2712
Lineage: Eukaryota; Cryptophyceae; Pyrenomonadales; Geminigeraceae
Exons: 5
Coding region: 1-609 (202 amino acids)
Molecular function (GO): protein binding
Source: RefSeq, a predicted model, not a curated record